UUUGUCUUGCUUUUGAAGUAUUUUCGCAAUUUUCCCAUCCGUCGGCUUAGCAGCUGUGGAGCAGCUGUAGGGCUGUAGUGUACAGCACCGUGCUGCACAGUGCCACAGCUGGUGUUUUGAAGCUGGUUUGUUAGCUGGAGCCAGCCGCGGUACAAAGAAGAUACGGCGACAAUUACGAACGACCACGACUGUGGCCACAAGGAAACCAAAACUUGGGGUGCGUACGAUCCGUUCGAUAUGCAUUCAACAAGACUCCUCGGGAUCCGUCUGCUAGCCGAAUCGUGCAGACGACGCGCCAGCGAUGCUCGCCUCACGCACGUUGAUGAAUAUGGCGGCGCCAAAAUGGUGGACGUUUCGAACAAGCCAGGCACCGUCCGAACGGCGACUGCUUUGGGCAGGGUCCUCCUGGGCAAAAAGGUCUUCGACUUGGUCAAGUCCAACCAAAUGAAGAAAGGCGACGUGCUGCCCACCGCUCAGCUCGCCGGCAUCUGCGCCGCCAAGCAGACGUCCCAGCUGAUUCCGCUGUGUCAUCCGGUAGCGCUGAGCAAGGUGGACGUUACCCUGACUUUGGUGGAAGAAACUCACGAAGUCGGCGUGAACGGGUACGCCAAAUGCACGGGCCAGACAGGUGUCGAGAUGGAAGCACUGACUGCGGUCGCGGUCGCGGCGUUGACUGUCUACGACAUGUGCAAAGCGGUCAGCCGCGAGAUCAGAAUAACCGACAUACGGUUGACCUCUAAAACCGGUGGGACCAGGGGAGACUACCAGGAGUAAAAUCAGUUUCUGACAAAAGCUUUUCAAUUUAUUUUUCUUUAGUGCGUAUCUCACUUGAGGUUAUUUCCUGCAUACCCAACAUUGAAGCACUUGUUUGCAAUAGCUUUUCGACACUCAAAUAUUCAA
Ixodes scapularis (black-legged tick) is the source of this 900-nucleotide messenger RNA. Its product is annotated as cyclic pyranopterin monophosphate synthase. Bases 238 to 774 code for a protein of 178 amino acids. NCBI's taxonomy places the organism in Eukaryota, Metazoa, Arthropoda, Arachnida, Ixodida, Ixodidae. The transcript has a single exon. The record is from RefSeq and is a predicted model, not a curated record. Gene Ontology annotation, biological process: Mo-molybdopterin cofactor biosynthetic process.